This is a messenger RNA of Daphnia pulicaria, 2800 nucleotides long. Its product is annotated as serine/arginine repetitive matrix protein 2-like. The coding region runs from base 197 to 2374 and encodes 725 amino acids. The record is from RefSeq and is a predicted model, not a curated record. NCBI's taxonomy places the organism in Eukaryota, Metazoa, Arthropoda, Branchiopoda, Diplostraca, Daphniidae. The transcript has 6 exons.
GCUUACUGCUUUUUCUUCUCUUCCUCCUCAGACUGUUUUUGUUGCCCUCAUUUCGAUUGAUUUGCUGGCACUUUCUCGUCCCCAGUAAGUCUUAUUUCACGUUACACUGCACUACUGAAUGAACACAUUUGCGAAUUUUGCAGGUCAAAAGUGAUCAUCUUACUCAACUUGUAAAGUUUUGUGUGCUUUCAGUGAAAUGAGAUCUGCCAGUCAGCAACAAGGAGGAGGCUCCAUUAUGUCGAGAAACAAUAAAGAAGACGACGAAGAUGAGCUGGAAGCUUUGCGUUUGGCUGCCCUCGAAAGUUUGAGGGCAAAGGGACUUCCUCCACCUGUUGUGUUGCAAGGCCAGCGUUUGUCACCCAAACACAAUGUUUGCAGCAACGCAGUUUUUCAGCGUCAUUUUGGCAAUCAAAAUUUGAUAGCCAUCAUUCCAGUAGAGAACAAUUCUGCAAGUUCCUCACCUUACCAAAAUUCAUCUCCUCAUCACCCUCCAUCACUUGAUUCGAAACCUCCACCCAUGAGGAAUAAUUCAUCGAGACCCCCUCCUUUGAAGAACCCUCCAACCACCAGUUUGGUUUCACACAAUAGUCCUGUGGAGGAGAAAAGAUCGAAUAAAUUUAGUCGUUUUGAAGACUCUGACAGUGAUGAGAGUGAUGAUGUCGAAAUGUCUUUUGCCAAGUCAGAAAGUGAAGAAGAAGAGUUUGUGAUUGAAGAAGGUGAUGCAGAAGACUUGAUUAUUGAAGUAGAGGAUGAAAUCAUUGAAGAAAUAGAAGAAGAAUCGAAUGGAGCAACUGAGCUCUCUCCAGCUGUUGCCACCAUACCAGAAGAUAGAGUGAACGUUGCCACCUCUGGCGUGAAGCCUAGCGAGAAAUCUGCUAGCCCUUCCGGUCAAAUUAGUACUCCAACGCCUCCUGUUAAGAUUACGAUGACAGAUUCCACUAAAGAGGGUCAUGCAUCGCGAGAUGUCAGACAUUUUGAAAGUAAUCGGAAAACUGAUACGGGAGAAUUUGCUAGGCGAUCCCCCCAAUUAAGUUCUUCGGCAACUAGAUCUCCUCCUAAUGCACAUUCUCGUCGGCGGUCUCCUCCCAGGCAACAAAGGAGCCCUCAGAGAAUGCAGAAAUCCUCACCAAGACCUCACAGGUCUCCUCCAAGAUCCCAAAGAUCUCCCGUAAGAGUCCAGCGAUCACCGGUGAGAAUCCAACGAUCUCCAUCAAGAGUGCAAAGAUCUCCCCUUAGGGUCCAGAGAUCUCCUCCAAGGGUCCAGAGGUCUCCACUCAGGAGGUCGCCAUUGAGAUCCUCAGAUCGGGACAAGCCAAAAGACCGAGGAACCAGCAAGACCAGCAGCGGUUCUGAUCGUUCCGGACCAGAAGAGAAUAAAAGAGCCGAUAAAAAGCGAGUCAACACAUCUGUGGAUUCCGUUCGAUCGUCAGAGCAGCGUCGAACAAGCGACAAGUCUCGUUCUCCAACGUGCGAGAGGAAGCCAUUGUUGAAAAGGUCACCUCCGCGUUCGGUUUCCAACGAUUCCCGGGAUUCUCGAAAGCUCGUCACGCCUUCGCUGACCGAGACGGAACGUGAUCGACUCGAGUCACGCAAGCGUAAAUUUGAAACGGCUCCCGACCAAGACUCGUCUGUCAAAAAGGAGGGAAAGAUUCGACUGCGGACGGAAAUAAAUCGCAAGACACCGCCAGUGCAGCUGAAGCGCAGAGAAGAGAAACUGACCAAGAAACCCGAUGCAGUGGUCGAACAGAUUCAAGUAAGGAGGGAUGAGCCGAUUUCUUCGGUGCCGGACAAGACGGACGAAGAAGAUGUCGACAGGAAAUCAUCCAAGAAAAAUAAACGGUCCUCGAAGAAAUCGAAAGAUAAGAACCGUAAUGGUAAAACUCUUUCUGGCAGCGAUGGAGAUAACGCACCUGUAAAACCUCUUAGCAACAAAAGUAGUGAGACAUCUGACGCACAUCUCGACUUACGAGCAGAACUCCAGAGAAGAAGGGGUCAUCGCUAUGAAGAGGACGAGGAACCACGGAGUCGCACGCCGGAAACGCGUCGGAUAUUGGUUUUGAAUUCACCUCCGACAUCGACCGCCUCAGCAGCUCCUCCCAAACUGCCAACCGAACCGAGCGGCGUUCUGUCGAAGCAUCAACGGCUCGUUUCAGAAGGCCAAUCUAAGCCGGGCACGUCGUCGUCGUCCGGCUCGUUGCCGAAAAGAAACGGCAGGGUCAAACUGAAACGUACCCUACUGGCCACUCCGAUCGAGAUCGAUCAAGGACCAGAGACUGAUCCCUUAGAAGAUCGCAUCCGACUGAUCCGGGCACAGAACGAGCUGAUUCGCAAGCGACAACGGGAGAUUGAAGCUGAUAAAUUGCAGUAUGCUUGAUUGUUAAAAAAAAAAAAAAAAUUAAAUUACAAUUUCUCCUAAAAAAUUAUUAAAAAAGAAAAAAAAAUGAGAAAACCAACAAAACAGUAGUUUAAUCACGCUAUACAAAGUUGAAUGCUUAACAUUUAUCAUUUUGAAGUCAAUCUGUAUAUUUAUUCAUUGGAAAUUUAUUCUCUACCAAUUUUUGUUUCCUUUUUCCCCUUUUUGUCUCUUUCGGAUUUUUUUUUUGUGUGUCUCUCCUACAGUUUAAAUAGUUUCAACUUGUAGUGCCCUGAAAAAUGCGUCUUCGUAGAAUACAAUUUCAAGUGCCUCCUUCCUCCCAACUAAAACAAAAGUUGCGUCUCGUUUCUUUAGCCCUGCCCCACGGUUGUUUUUUGACGUUUUGAUUUAAUACGAUCGUCUCAAAUACAUUUAUAUUGAAAUAUU